AUGGUUGGAGGUCUUUCACCCUGUCCAUUGUCGUUUAAUUUAUGGGACUCCUUCUUUGAUAGCCUGCGAUUUAUGUAUGAUUUUCUUAAUAUCGAUGAGAAUGUAGACAAGGUUAAAGUCGUGGGUGCUCAAAAGCUAACUCAAAAUAUCUACCCUCAUUUGUUGAAUUCUAUAAUGCUUUAUCGAGCAUUGUUCGAAGUUUCUGACUCUUUUGAGAAGAAUGUGGUCGAGCUGAAAAAGAAGCGUAUAGAGGUGAAAGAGUAUCAAUACUUGAAGGACGUGUUGGUGGCGUCUAUCAACGAGAGGAUGGCUAUCAUGGAGAAGGAAUUGCAAGAGCUUAGGGCAGAUAAACAGUUGGCGGAUGCUGAGCUAGGUACCAUCCAGGGAGAGAUGUCAGAACUAAAAGGUCAGCUUGCUGAGAAAGAUAAGGAACAUGAGGUACUUAAUGGCAAGUUGGAGGUCGCGGUGAUGGACAUUCUCUUGGCCAGAGACCAAGGCUUCAACAAAGCUAAACAGCGGGCACUCUUUCUUCAUCUUGAUUUCAACUUAUCUGCUUUGGGCUAUUUCAAGGUCAUCUGA
Vicia faba (fava bean) is the source of this 579-nucleotide messenger RNA. Lineage: Eukaryota; Viridiplantae; Streptophyta; Magnoliopsida; Fabales; Fabaceae. The record is from the annotation of a GenBank genome assembly.